Molecule: messenger RNA, 930 nt
Organism: Phaeodactylum tricornutum CCAP 1055/1
Lineage: Eukaryota; Bacillariophyta; Bacillariophyceae; Surirellales; Neidiaceae
Exons: 2
Biological process (GO): ubiquinone biosynthetic process; isoprenoid biosynthetic process
Cellular component (GO): transferase complex
Molecular function (GO): prenyltransferase activity
Source: RefSeq, a predicted model, not a curated record
UUCAAGUUGGUGGAAAAAGAACUCCAACCCUUUUCGGAUAGUAUCAAAGAGCUAGUUUCGUCCGAUCAGCCCAUUCUUUCCAUGGCAGCCAAGCACUUUUUUGAAAAACGACACGGCAAGCGCUUCCGACCCACGAUUGUGCAACUCAUGGCCAAGACGGCGCAAUUGGGCCAGAUUGUUGAAAUGAUCCACGUGGCCAGUCUCAUCCACGAUGACGUUUUGGACGAAGCCGACACCCGUCGCGGCGGAGAAGCCGUCCACAAACUCUACUCCAACAAGGUUGCCGUUCUCGCCGGCGAUUACCUCCUCGCGCGGGCUUCGGUCUUGUUGGCGCGAUUGGAAAAUACCGCCGUCGUGCAAGUCAUGGCGACGGCUUUGGAAAGCCUCGUGGCUGGGGAAAUCAUGCAACUCAAGAGUCCCGCCGAAAGUCUAUUGGAAAUGGAAAGUUAUUUACGCAAGAGCUACUACAAGACCGCAUCACUGAUUUGCUACGCUUGCCGUUCGACGGCCUUGUUGGGUGGACACGCUUACGGAUCCACCGUGGCCACCGCGUGUGAAGAAUUCGGCUUCCACCUGGGACUGGCCUAUCAGAUCCAGGACGAUAUUCUCGAUUUCACCGCCGCCGCCACCGUGCUGGGAAAGCCCGCCUUGGCCGACAUGGAUUUGGGUCUGAGCACGGCUCCAAUUCUGUACGCGGCGCAGGAAUUUCCGCAUUUGAAGCCUCUAGUGAUGCGAAGAUUCAAAGAAAAGGGUGACAAGCAGGCGGCGCUGGAGGCUCUGUAUAAGAGCGACGUUGCCAUGGACAAGGCCCGGGCCUUGGCCCGCUUCCACGCCCAACGGGCCGUCGACGCCUUGUUGCGUCUCCCGCCUUCGGAAUCCCGCAACGCCCUGGUGCGACUCACACACGCGGUUAUUACGCGCAAAAAGUAA